AUAUAAACCAUCACCUACGGAUCAUAGGCUACUAGUAUUAUGGUCACCGACCCAUUUCACCGGCUGAAACACUGAAACUCACCAUCGGAAAAACACUCCAAACACACCACACACAAAAGAGGAGAGAGAAAGAGAGAAAUGGCGACAGCAGAAGUAGAAAAGAAGACGGUAAAACAAGGAGAAGGACUGCGACAGUACUACCUUCAGCAUAUCCAUGAACUUCAGCUUCGUAUCCGUGACAAAUCUCACAAUCUUCAACGUCUUGAAGCUCAGCGCAACGAGCUCAAUUCUCGAGUUAGAGCACUGAAAGAGGAGUUACAAUUGCUUCAAGAACCAGGCUCAUAUGUUGGUGAAGUCGUUAAAGUGAUGGGAAAAUCCAAGGUUCUUGUCAAAGUGCAUCCCGAAGGCAAAUAUGUUGUUGAUAUUGAUAAAAGUAUUGACAUCACUAAGCUCACACCUUCUACGAGAGUUGCAUUGCGUAAUGACAGCUAUGUCUUGCAUUUGGUAUUGCCAAGUAAAGUGGACCCUCUGGUCAAUCUGAUGAAAGUUGAGAAAGUUCCUGAUUCUACGUAUGACAUGAUUGGUGGUCUUGACCAACAAAUUAAAGAAAUUAAGGAGGUGAUUGAGCUACCAAUAAAGCAUCCAGAACUAUUUGAGAGUCUGGGAAUUGCUCAACCGAAGGGUGUUCUCCUUUAUGGUCCUCCUGGAACUGGUAAAACCCUAUUGGCAAGAGCUGUUGCUCAUCAUACAGAUUGUACUUUCAUCAGGGUAUCAGGUUCUGAGUUAGUUCAGAAGUACAUUGGUGAAGGAUCUCGGAUGGUUAGAGAACUUUUUGUUAUGGCCAGAGAGCAUGCUCCGUCAAUUAUCUUUAUGGAUGAGAUUGACAGUAUAGGGUCUACUAGAAUGGAGUCUGGUUCUGGAAAUGGUGAUAGUGAAGUUCAGAGAACAAUGUUAGAGCUUCUCAACCAACUUGACGGCUUUGAAGCAUCAAACAAGAUCAAGGUGCUGAUGGCCACAAAUCGCAUUGAUAUCUUAGAUCCAGCUCUUCUCAGGCCAGGAAGAAUUGAUAGGAAGAUUGAGUUCCCAAAUCCCAAUGAAGAGUCACGUUUUGACAUUUUGAAAAUCCAUUCAAGAAGAAUGAAUUUGAUGCGGGGAAUUGAUCUUAAGAAGAUUGGAGAGAAGAUGAAUGGUGCAUCUGGUGCAGAGCUUAAGGCGGUUUGUACGGAAGCUGGCAUGUUCGCUCUGCGGGAGAGAAGAAUUCAUGUAACACAGGAAGACUUUGAGAUGGCAGUGGCUAAGGUUAUGAAGAAGGAUACAGACAAAAACAUGUCUCUGCGCAAACUGUGGAAGUAGAACCAGAAAUCUCCUUGUAAUUUGUGUGUAGUCACAUAUCUCAUUCCCAUCCAAUGUAGAAUGUCACACGCAUCUGUAAUAUAGUAAUGGGUUUAAAAUAAGGGAAUGGAAAUGGAAAUGUGGGUGGAUGAGUUAUGAGUAUGGAUUUUGGUAAUGGAUAUUUGCUUGUUUGGCAUGUGUUAAUAAGGAAGAGAAAUGGUAAAGAUCGGAAAUUACCAUCGCGUGUA
This is a messenger RNA of Beta vulgaris subsp. vulgaris (sugar beet), 1580 nucleotides long. RefSeq names its product 26S proteasome regulatory subunit 8 homolog A. Gene Ontology annotation, biological process: proteasome-mediated ubiquitin-dependent protein catabolic process. The record is from RefSeq and is a predicted model, not a curated record. The coding region runs from base 139 to 1353 and encodes 404 amino acids. Gene Ontology annotation, cellular component: proteasome regulatory particle, base subcomplex. Gene Ontology annotation, molecular function: ATP binding; ATP hydrolysis activity; proteasome-activating activity. Lineage: Eukaryota; Viridiplantae; Streptophyta; Magnoliopsida; Caryophyllales; Amaranthaceae. The transcript has 9 exons.